AUGAAGGCAGUUGGAAUUAAGGGCGGCAGAGGAAAUGCCGACGACUUCUUCAUCGAGGACGAUGUGCCGGAUCCGGUGGCCAACGGUAAUUGUAUUUUGGUACGGAUACAUUCUUUCGGUCUAAAUCGCAUGGAUAUUAUGCAGCGAGAGGAUCGUUAUCCCUAUCCACUGCUGCCUGAGUCUGGCAAGAUCCUGGGCGUGGAGUUCAGCGGUAUCGUUGAGGCAAAGGGCGCAGAAUGCCAGUCGGAUUUCCAAAUUGGACAAAAGUGCUUUGGCCUUGCUUAUGGAGGUGCCUACGCUGAGAAGAUCUCCGUGUCGGAAAAUAUGCUCAUGCAUAUGCCCGAGGGCAUGAGCUUCGAGACGGCCGCUGGCUUCCCUGAAACAUACUUCACUGCCGUCCAAGCAAUUCACCUCAUUGGUGGCUUGCAACCCGGUCAAUCAGUUCUUAUCCACGCCGGCUCUUCGGGAGUCGGCCAAGCCGCCAUCCAAAUGGCCCGCUGCGGCGGCGCCAGUAAGAUCUUUGUGACAGCUGGCAGCGACUCCAAGUGCAACUUGUGCAAAUCCCUUGGCGCUGACUUCGCCAUUAACUACCGGACUUGCGGCGACAAUGAUUUUGCCGAGGUAAUUCGCUGCGAGACCGGGGGCAAAGGCGUCAACCUGAUCAUAGACUUGGUGGGCCAGUCAUACUGGCACCGCACCACGGCGGCGGCUGCGAUGGAGGGCCGCAUUGUUAUAGUUGCGACGAUGAGUGGCGCCAUUAUUGAGAAGUUCAGCUUGCGAGACCUGAUGAACAAGCGGCUUUGGGUCAUGACAACGACACUUCGUACACGCCAGUCUGACUACCAGAAGCAGCUGCGGGAUGUUGUAAUCGAGAAGGCACUCCCACAUUUCGCCAGGGGCGAGAUGAAGGUCACCGUGGAUGAAGUCUUCUCUUGGACAGAGAUUGGGAAUGCCCACAAGAAGAUGGAGUCAAAUACCCACGCUGGGAAGCUAAUUUGCAACGUCCAGGUCUAG
Molecule: messenger RNA, 1014 nt
Organism: Penicillium arizonense
Lineage: Eukaryota; Fungi; Ascomycota; Eurotiomycetes; Eurotiales; Aspergillaceae
Product: NAD(P)H-quinone oxidoreductase
Exons: 4
Coding region: 1-1014 (337 amino acids)
Molecular function (GO): oxidoreductase activity
Source: RefSeq, a predicted model, not a curated record